Molecule: messenger RNA, 459 nt
Organism: Helobdella robusta
Lineage: Eukaryota; Metazoa; Annelida; Clitellata; Rhynchobdellida; Glossiphoniidae
Exons: 2
Molecular function (GO): calcium ion binding
Source: RefSeq, a predicted model, not a curated record
GAACGAAACGCAGAGUACAAGGAAGCGUUCGACCUCUUUGACCAAGACAAGGAUGGACGAAUCACGAUGGACGAGCUGAAAACCGUGAUGACGUCACUUAGACUGCCCACCACUGAUGAACAGAUACAACAGAUGAUUGACAGGGUUGAUACCGAUGGGAAUGGAACGAUCGAGUUCUGCGAGUUCCGCGCCAUGUUGGAAGAACACCGGAAGCUGUUCGGACAGGAAGAGGAUGGAGAUGGCGUAAAACGGAAAGAGAUCGAAGACGUCGAGAAAACAUUUAAGGUCUUUGACAUCGACGGGGAUGGACUGAUUGAUUCGGAUGAACUCAAGAAAACGAUGUUGAUGCUGGGAGAGGAAGUGGAUGACGAUGACGUCACUAAGAUGAUGUCUGCUGCUGACCGCAACAAGGAUGGAAAGAUCGACUUCGAUGGUCGGUUCGCACGGAUGAAAAAAUGA